ACUCAACCUCCGGACAGGAUCUUCUCCAUCUGCUGAGUAUCAUACCGAGCGUCAUACCAUGCCACACGAAAGGCUCGGUUCAAGCUACUCCGUAGUCAAAAACCAAAAACCCACUUCUGGAUUUCUGUAUACCUAAGUACUACUUUCCCAAGGUCGAACAAAUGUGAACCUCCAUCUUCAUUCUCUUUCCAUCGUCCAUCUUCUACAUCCAGCCUACAUACUAGGAGAUACGAUGGCAUCAAUUACAGACGUCCAAUUUGAGCACUACCAACAACGCAACACACUUGGGAUUCAUGAAACCCACCCUCGUCUAUCUUGGAAGUUCUCGAAUGCACCUGAUGGUUUCCAACAGGAAGGAUACGAGAUAGAAUUUUCCCAGGAGGUAAUCUCAUCACAUGAUGUCAAAGUCUCAUCCAUCAAAUGCAAUUCAAACAACUCCACGCUGGUUCCAUGGCCUCACGAUGAACCCCUCACAUCUCGUCAGAAAAUAUCUGUACGGGUAAGGGCCUGGGGAAGCGAUGACAACACCACCCCUUGGAGUGAUUAUUCUCAUCUCGAAACAGGCUUAUUGAGUCGCGGGGACUGGCAGUGUUCUCGAAUUGCGGCCCCAUGGGGACCUGGUACCUCGGAACCGGACCCCGAGCAAUUGUACAGGAAAGAGUUUGUACUUGAUGAAGGUGCUGUUCAGGCUCGGCUCUACAUCACUGCUCAAGGCAUAUACGAAGCAGAACUCAAUGGCCAAAAGAUUGGCAAUCACUUCCUAUCUCCCGGGUGGACUGCUUAUGAUGGUAGACUUCAGUACCAGACAUACGAUGUGACUGAUCUGCUAUCUAAGGGUACGAAUUGCAUUGGAGUCCGUGUUGCUGAAGGAUGGUUCUCGGGACGCAUAGGGUUUGCUGGUGGCAAUCGCAAUAUUUGGGGUCCUUAUACCGCCUUGAUGGCCCAAUUAGAAGUCACCUACCCGAACGGCGACAUCAAAAAGAUUCUCUCAGAUGGAUCAUGGACAGUCAAGAAAGGUCCGAUCGUCAUGGCUGAGAUUUACGACGGCGAGAAAUACGAUGCUACCGAUGAAGUCCCAGACUGGUCCAAACCAGGGCAAGAGGAUAAUCUUGGUCCAGAGUGGCAGCCGGUCUUAUCACUCUCUCCUCUACCCGAUACCACUGAGCUCACUGCUGGCUUCAGCGAGCCUGUCAGGCGGAUAGAAGUCGUCAAGCCAAUCGAGAAAACCACCAGCCCUUCCGGGAAAACCAUUAUUGACUUUGGCCAAAAUCUGGUUGGUUAUGUCAGGCUGAGCAAUAUCAAGGGCCCACGAGGCCACGAAAUCACUCUUCAACACGCUGAAGUCCUUGAGAAUGGGGAGCUUGGAAUCAGACCAUUACGUAUCUGCGACGCGAUGGACAAGUACAAGCUAAGAGGAAGUGGUCAAACAGAGACUUACGAACCAAGGUUCACUUUCCACGGAUUCCGCUACGUCCAAAUCGAUGGUUGGGUUAGUGACAACGACUUGUUGGCCUCGAUAGAAGCUGUAGUCUGUAAUACUGACAUGAAGAGCGCUGGUUCUUUCUCAUGCUCCGAUCCUCUCUUGAACAAGCUCUAUUCGAACAUCGUCUGGGGAAUGAGGGGCAACUUCCUAUCAGUGCCCACAGAUUGCCCUCAGCGAGACGAACGACUUGGAUAUUCCGGUGACAUAGCAGUCUUCGCUCCAACGGCGACUCUCAUCUUCGACUGCUUCAGUAUGCUGAAGAACUGGCUCAUUGACGUAGAAUGGGAUCAGACUGUCUUGGGAGGUGUUCCUGCAAUGGUCACUCCUAAUGCGAUGCUUCCAGAUCCUGUUUGGUGUAGGAGGAAACCUUGUGCGAUCUGGCACGAUGUUACGGUACUGUUACCGUGGACACUUUACGAGGAGACAGGAGAUACGAGUAUUCUUGCUCAACAGUACAAUAGCAUGAUGACCUGGAUGAAUGUGAUACCGAAAAAUAACUCUGGUAAAGGACACUUGUGGGACAAUUCAAUAUACCAGCUAGGCGACUGGCUCGAUCCCGCAGCUCCUUCAGAUGCACCUCAAAAAGGAGUCACGGACGCCAAGAUGGUUGCAAACGCUUUUCUCAUCCACAGUCUCGACCUCAUGAUCAAAAUAUCCGCUAUCCUGGGCAAAACCAGCGAUCAUUCCAAUUUCGCAGCCGAGUCUCAAGCUGCCAGAAAAGAAUUCCAGGACGAAUACGUUACUCGUAACGGCCGUCUAGUCUCCGACUCCCAAACAGCGUACGCGCUAGCGAUCUGCUUCGAUCUCCUCACCCCCACCCAAAGAUCUCGAGCCAGCACACGUUUAGUCGAGCUCGUCCGAAAGAACGAAUUCAAAAUCGGGACAGGCUUCGCAGGCACACCAUAUGUUACCGAAGCACUAGCCCUCACCGGCAACAUCCAAGUAGCAUACUCAAUGCUACUUGAGAAACAAUGCCCUUCCUGGCUAUACCCCGUCACCAUGGGAGCGACCACCGUAUGGGAAAGAUGGAAUAGCAUGUUACCAGACGGCUCCAUCAAUCCCGGAGAAAUGACCUCGUUCAAUCACUACGCGUUCGGUGCAAUCGCCAAGUUCAUGUAUGAGCGGAUUGCGGGUCUACAGAGACUCGAGCCAGGAUGGAAAUGCUUCCGCGUUGCACCUGCUGUGGGAGCAGAGUUCACAAAUGCUUCCGCUUCUCAUGUGACACCGUAUGGGAACAUUUCCUGUUCAUGGACAACGGUUGAGGUGGGAACUGGGCAGGGUAGUACGAUGAAGCUUCAGGUUUCUGUGCCUCAUGGUACGAGUUGCGAGGUAGUUAUGCCCGAUGGUGAGGGGGAGAAGGUAGAGAAUGUUGGUCCUGGAGAUUGGUCGUUUAAGACUAUAUUCAAGAGGGGCUACGAGUGGCCUGUGUUGGCUCUGGGUCCGAAGAGUUAGACAGCAAUUUUACAACUAUUUUGCUAUCUUGGUCGCUGCCCGCGAAUCCUCUCAGUCAACGAC
Molecule: messenger RNA, 2998 nt
Organism: Cadophora gregata
Lineage: Eukaryota; Fungi; Ascomycota; Leotiomycetes; Helotiales; Ploettnerulaceae
Exons: 2
Coding region: 233-2935 (900 amino acids)
Biological process (GO): carbohydrate metabolic process
Source: RefSeq, a predicted model, not a curated record